GUUUGGUUGAGGCCACAGCUCUUCCAUAUCUGGGAAUUCGACCUGAGGUGCUUAGUAUGGAUGAGAAAGCAGAGUUACUCUUUUUAGAUCAGGGCAUCACAACUGCUGUUGUACUCGGAAUUAUAUAUGCCAUUGCCAGCAAUUUCCAGCCACUCCCUCAAGACUUCUUCAAAUAUGAUUUGAGGGACCCUUUCAGUCUUCAAAAGGGUUGGCUUUUGUGGGCGGGAAUCGGACUUGUAGGUGCCAUAGCUUCCAUUGCAUUGACAGGAGUAGCUGUCUCAUUCUUUAAUGGAGAACCCCCACAAAGAGAGACUGAUGCUCUUGUAAAAUUACUCCCGUUGAUUGGAUCUUCAAAUGUCAGCACUGCAUGCUUGGUGGGCAUCACUGGUGUUCUUGCACCUGUACUUGAGGAGACACUAUUUCGAGGCUUUUUAAUGGCCUCCAUGACUAAGUGGGUUCCUACACCGGUUGCCAUCAUCAUUAGUGCUGCUGUCUUUGCCCUUGCCCAUCUCACUCCUGGGGAAUUUCCGCAGUUGUUUGUUCUAGGGGCUGCUUUGGGGAUUUCAUAUGCUCAAACUCGCAACCUUCUCACUCCCAUCACCAUCCAUGCUUUCUGGAACUCAGGAGUUAUAUUACUUCUUACUUUUUUGCUGCUUCAAGGGUAUGAUAUCAAAGAAUUGUUGCAGACAAGUUGACAGGAACAGUUUCUCUCCUUUUCAUAGAUGUGGAGCAUGUGCAGUACACAGAAUAAUAUAUAUCCAUUUCUUUGUAUAACUAUGCUGUGGAAUACAAGUAAAACUUUCUGGUUUCAAGCAUUGAAGAAGUAGAAAAUGUACGUACUUUUGUACAAGUUUUUUAUUAAGAAGGGUUCGUGUUAUCUUGGAGAUCUCAAGCUCGAAACAUUUGAAUUGAAACGUGCAUGAUAAAUUCCCAACUGUUUAUGAACGCAAGAGGUGCUAGUGGAUAAGCUCAGCUAUAUAUGUAUAUAUUUCCUCAAACUCGAGAAAUUCUGGCUAUACACUAUACACUCACUUUUGCAUA
Molecule: messenger RNA, 1041 nt
Organism: Arachis ipaensis
Lineage: Eukaryota; Viridiplantae; Streptophyta; Magnoliopsida; Fabales; Fabaceae
Product: CAAX amino terminal protease family protein
Biological process (GO): CAAX-box protein processing
Cellular component (GO): membrane
Molecular function (GO): metalloendopeptidase activity
Source: RefSeq, a predicted model, not a curated record